This is a messenger RNA of Microthlaspi erraticum, 1032 nucleotides long. The record is from the annotation of a GenBank genome assembly. Lineage: Eukaryota; Viridiplantae; Streptophyta; Magnoliopsida; Brassicales; Brassicaceae.
AUGGCUGAGCCGGAGACAGUAAACGGAGAGAAGGAGAACAAAUUAUGGAAAGGCGUUUUCGCGGUUUCCGGCAUUAUGUCUACUCUUGUUAUCUACGGUGUUCUUCAGGAGAAGAUAAUGAGAGUUCCUUAUGGAUUGAACAAGGAGUUCUUUAAGUACUCUUUGUUUCUGGUUUUCUGCAAUCGGCUCACUACAUCAGCUGUCUCUGCUGGUGCUUUACUGGCGAGCAAGAAAGUUUUGGAUCCUGUAGCUCCGGUUUACAAAUACUGCCUUAUAUCAGUCACUAACAUCUUAACCACAACAUGCCAAUAUGAGGCUCUCAAGUAUGUGAGCUUCCCAGUCCAAACUCUUGCAAAAUGUGCCAAAAUGAUACCAGUAAUGGUAUGGGGAACACUCAUCAUGCAGAAGAAGUACAAGGGAUUUGACUAUUUAGUAGCUUUUCUGGUGACUCUUGGCUGCUCUGUCUUCAUUCUUUUUCCGGCAGGAGAUGAUAUUAGUCCGUACAAUAAGGGAAGGGAAAAUACUGUUUGGGGUGUUUCCCUUAUGGCUGGUUAUCUUGGGUUCGAUGGCUUUACAAGCACAUUCCAAGACAAACUCUUUAAAGGAUAUAAUAUGGAGAUACAUAACCAAAUAUUCUACACAACACUUUGUUCCUGUGUUCUGAGUUUCACUGGACUUGUAUUGCAAGGCCAUUUACUACUUGCUGUAGAUUUUGUUUCUCGGCAUAGAGAUUGUCUACUCGACAUCGCUCUGCUUUCCACAGUUGCAACAGCGAGCCAGUUCUUCAUUUCCUACACCAUUAGGACAUUUGGUGCUCUUACAUUCGCUGCAAUCAUGACGACGAGACAGCUUGCAAGCAUCAUGCUCUCAUGCAUUUGGUUCUCUCAUCCGCUUAGCUGGGAGCAAUGUAUCGGCUCGGUCAUCGUUUUCGGGUCUUUGUACGCUAAAACCUUACUGAACAACAAUAAAAUAUCACAAAAUCAACCGCCGCCUACAGAACUUCCGCAGUACGAAAAGGCUGAGGGUUCUUAA